AGACCAUCCAUCCAGACCAUCCCUAUCCCUAUCCCCUGCCUGUUACGAUCCCCAGGUCACACAGAUAUCACUACAUCCAAUGCCUCGGACCAAUUGACCAAUAUGCCCAAACUUUCCCUCUCCACCCUCCUCACCUCCCUCUUCUACCUCCUUCCGCUCUACCUUUUCGUCAUCGCUCCCCUCCUGCGCCAACUCUUCCCGGUAACCCAGGACAUCUUCGACCCAGACAUCGACGCAACAACAGAAAGCGACAUCUCACUGGACCCCGAGAUUCUCAGCCUCCCGGACGGAAUCAUCCCAACAUGUCCCGAAGACACCUACCGAGUCCACCUGCUCUCCAAGGACCCGCUAAUCAUCUACAUCGAAGAUUUCCUCUCCACCUCUGAAGCCGAUCACCUAGUAAAGAUAAGUGAACCAAACUACUCCCCCUCAAUAAUCUACAACGGCCAAACCACCAAAGUCGACCCCUCAACCCGACUCUCCGACCGCGCCCUUCUCCCCCGCGACAACACCGUCCGGUGCCUCGAAUCCCGCGCCGCCGCCUUCCAAGGCUGGAAACCACACCUCUACAUCGAGCGCAUGUGGGCCCAACGCUACAACGUCUCCGGCCACUACAAGCACCACUUCGACUGGGCGGGUUCCGUCGCCCGUGGCGGCGACAGACUCAGCACCUUCAUGGUAUAUCUAGGCGAUGAGUGCGAAGGCGGGGGCACGAAUUUCCCCCGUCUGAAGAUGCCGCGCGGAGAACAGUGGUGUCGGUUCCUGGACUGCGAGAUGGCUCAGAACGAGAAUGUGUCUGGAAUCACCUUCAAGCCUAUCAAGGGGAAUGCCAUCUUCUGGGAGAAUCUGAGAUCUGAUGGGACGGGGUAUCCGGAGACAUGGCAUGCUGCGUUUCCGGUCACUCAGGGAAUGAAGGUCGGGUUGAAUAUUUGGAGUUGGUAUCAGCCGCCGUCUAGGGGGAGGAGGUAAGUUCGGUGACCGUAUCUGUUUUUUGGGAUAUAUUGGAUAGAACGCCUGGGUUUGUAUAGAAUUGUGUAUUAUCUGUGCCGUGUAUUCUACUUAGUUGUAUUUUGGUACAAUAUAUAGCUCGUAGGUAUAUAGACAGCUACUAGCAGUAUGAAAAUAGACAAGUCAAACGG
Messenger RNA from Aspergillus vadensis CBS 113365, 1139 nucleotides. Its product is annotated as oxidoreductase, 2OG-Fe(II) oxygenase family. Gene Ontology annotation, cellular component: endoplasmic reticulum. Gene Ontology annotation, biological process: peptidyl-proline hydroxylation to 4-hydroxy-L-proline. The transcript has 2 exons. Gene Ontology annotation, molecular function: iron ion binding; procollagen-proline 4-dioxygenase activity; L-ascorbic acid binding. The record is from RefSeq and is a predicted model, not a curated record. Lineage: Eukaryota; Fungi; Ascomycota; Eurotiomycetes; Eurotiales; Aspergillaceae. Bases 103 to 969 code for a protein of 288 amino acids.